AUGCCCCCAUCACCCAUAACCCUCCGCCGCGCCACGAAGGCCGACCUCCCGCGGAUGAUGCGCAUCCUCCUGGAUGCAUUUGCCCCGGGGCCCUGGGGCCGGCGCCUCUUCCCGCCGCACCUCAAGGUAAAACCCGGCGACGGCGACGAGUACGCCUGGCGGCUGUACAUGAUCUCCUCGGGAUUCGACAACCAGGGGUGCGAGAACGUCCUGGCCUGCGAGGGCGGCGAGGGGCAGCGUGGCGAGGAGAUCGUCGGCUGGGCGCAGUGGGUCGACUCGAAUGCUGAGCCGAACGGCGGGAUGAGCCUCGAUGAGAAGAAAGCCAAGAUGGAGAGGGAGCUGGGCGCUAACCCGGCAGGGCUGGACACGGAGGCGUUCGAGACGCUGAGCAGGGAGGGCCUGCGCCUCGAGGCGAGGGGCGAUGAGUAUUUGGGUACCGGGCGGUCCAAGAAUUCGUGGCUGCUGAGUUACCUGCUCGUCGACCCGAAACACCAUAGGAAAGGCAUCGGCAGGCUCCUAGCCAAGGAGGGGCUCGACCGAGCCGCCAGCCAGGGAAGAGACGUGCGCCUGCGGGCGACGCCCGCGGGCCGCACGUUGUACCUCGCUUUGGGCUUCGAGGAAGUCUGCGAGGAGAAGAUAUUCGGCGACAGCCAGUACGCUAUGAUAUGGAGGGCUCCCAGCCUCGUGCGGGACGGCUGA
This is a messenger RNA of Diaporthe amygdali, 699 nucleotides long. RefSeq lists its product as uncharacterized. The record is from RefSeq and is a predicted model, not a curated record. Gene Ontology annotation, molecular function: acyltransferase activity, transferring groups other than amino-acyl groups. NCBI's taxonomy places the organism in Eukaryota, Fungi, Ascomycota, Sordariomycetes, Diaporthales, Diaporthaceae. Bases 1 to 699 code for a protein of 232 amino acids. The transcript has 2 exons.